AAAAAUUUAUUGCAUGUGCCAGGAUCGAAGACGACAAAACCACCAAACGGCACGUACUCCAGGACGGUUGUGCGCAGGGAGCGAUCAUCGCCGUCCACACACUGCGAUCCAUCGGCAUCCGGAGGGUGAGGAGAACAGUGCAUGAGAACAUGGUGGGUGACUAAAAAUGGAUCCCAAUACUUCGUACCUGCAUCGUGCUCCAGAGUUUUCGUGGCUAGUCCAUCUGCACGACGAAUGGGCUUUCAAAAGGCGACGUCAACUGCAUUCCCUGGGACCAACAGAUACUGCAUGACCCUGUAGACUCCCAAAGAAAAAAUCCUCUGGACUUUUUAUUCUACGCCCCAGUCCAGUGAAUUUCUUCUAGAAUUUCCCAUUAUUGCCCCUUCAUCCAAUUUACUCCCUCAUCCAUCCACUGCUUCUUCCUGUAUCAUACCUUUCAUCUCGCUGUCAGUCCUUCGUUACCAUCAUGCGCUUCAGCACAUUCGUUGCCCCAGCGGCUCUCUUUACUUCUGCCUAUGCCCAGAUAAAGGGCUACAACUAUGGCUCCACCAAUCCAGACGGCUCUCCGCGUGUGCAGUCACAGUGGGCUGAUGCUUUCAAUACCGCAAAGGCUGUUGUUGGGACCUCCGGCUUCACCAGCGCGCGUCUAUACACCAUGAUCCAAUCAGGCACCACAAACACCCCCAUCGAGGCUAUUCCUGCCGCGAUUUCUACCGGGACCACACUUCUGCUCGGCCUAUGGGCUUCGGCUGGUGCGGACGCCAUGAACAAUGAAAUCGCCGCACUCCAGGCGGCUGUGAAUCAGUAUGGAACCGCUUUCACAGAUCUCGUUGUCGGCAUUUCCGUUGGCAGCGAAGAUUUGUACCGCAUCUCGCCAACGGGUAUCGACAACCUGUCUGGUCCAGGCGUAGGUCCGGAUGUCAUUGCUAGCUACAUCUCUCAAGUCCGUGCCGCCAUCGCCAACACGGCCCUGAACGGCAAGCCAGUCGGCCAUGUGGAUACGUGGACUGCAUGGGUGAACUCGUCAAACAGUGCGGCUCUGGAAGCCUCCGACUUUCUAGGCACAGAUGCUUAUCCGUAUUACGAGACGACGAACGGUAACGACAUCUCAAACGCACUGAACCUAUUCAACUCUGCUCUUAGCCAAGUCAAUGCCGUCAGUCAGGGAAAGCCAGUCUGGGUUACCGAGACCGGCUGGCCAACCACUGGCGAGACCCUUGCUCAAGCAGUUCCCAGCACUGAAAAUGCGAAGACAUAUUGGGAUGAGGUUGGGUGCGGCGUUCUUUUCGGAAAGAUCAACACGUGGUGGUUCACGCUCGAAGAUCCAAACUUUGGUGUCGUCGGAGACAGUUUGACAACAACUCCACUAUACGACCUCACAUGUCCAGCAUCAUCGUCAGUAGCAACCUCUUCAUUUCACUCUACCCUCACAAACAAAUGGGCUGUCUCAACAGGCCCGGCAAGUAAUGCUUUGACUGCACCAACUUCCCUCUCUUCGUUGCCUUCGACUCUCGGUCAAACCAAUCCAAAAUCUUGUCCACGAUUACCAGUUUCUGACAAAACAAGCAGAAAGCGUCGAAGCGUCAGCUUCAACGCGUAAUAUUACCACCUAGACGACUACUUGGGCUAGUACAGUUCCAGACUCUUCUCACACUUUCGGAAAAUGUCCCUCGGAAGCUCUCUAUGUCACUCAAGACAUGAUAAUGUCCAUAAUGGAAAAUUGUCAAAGGAAUACUUCUCCAGAGGUGAAUGAUAAUGCCCACGUCUCUAACACACCCUCUAUAUACUUCCUUCCAAUGCCCCGGUCACAGAUCCUUGAAUUAUUGCCAUUCCCGGACGGAAUCGCUUUUUUCGCCGGAGAGCUCGUUUGUCAUACCUCUCGAUGGUCCAGUUCCAUUGUUGACAAUGCGGCUCUCCCACGACAGGACCUUUGGUUGCUGCAGUGGCGGAAAAGUCAAUUGAAUCGUGGAAUAGAGUUCCGAAAGUGGCCAUUGUAAUACACCAUGAUCGGGAGUGCUUUCUCGAGGCUACAGGCGGUCUAAACGUAAUGUCAACCUUCAGAAGAGAAGUGAGUCUGUGGUGGUCGCAUGGCUAGGGAGCGAAAGAAGAUAUCAAGCGGGGCAUGAAAGGGUCUGCUGCUGUGCUCAAUCUGGGUGGUUUAAAAUUGAUCAUUGUCAAUAUUGUGCGUGCACACAUGUAUUUACGACAUCCCAAAAAAAUAUUUUUGUGUAAAAACAACGUAGUUUCUAUAGAUUGGGUACGACUGGUGCGAAACUCGGCACAGACGAUGGAAUGACAAACAUGAUUUUUUUUUUCA
This is a messenger RNA of Verruconis gallopava, 2317 nucleotides long. RefSeq lists its product as uncharacterized. Gene Ontology annotation, biological process: carbohydrate metabolic process; cell wall organization. Gene Ontology annotation, molecular function: 1,3-beta-glucanosyltransferase activity; glucan endo-1,3-beta-D-glucosidase activity. Gene Ontology annotation, cellular component: cell surface; fungal-type cell wall; extracellular region. The record is from RefSeq and is a predicted model, not a curated record. The coding region runs from base 467 to 1600 and encodes 377 amino acids. The transcript has a single exon. Lineage: Eukaryota; Fungi; Ascomycota; Dothideomycetes; Venturiales; Sympoventuriaceae.